This is a messenger RNA of Anopheles nili, 439 nucleotides long. RefSeq lists its product as uncharacterized. The record is from RefSeq and is a predicted model, not a curated record. The transcript has 2 exons. NCBI's taxonomy places the organism in Eukaryota, Metazoa, Arthropoda, Insecta, Diptera, Culicidae. Bases 29 to 307 code for a protein of 92 amino acids.
AUCAAAAAUAGCGAGUGGACGAAAGGACAUGUCUGCCUCGGUGAUCAGCCAGCGCAAAGAAGCCAGAAAAGCAGGUGCGAACGUGAAUGUGAUUACACCUGCAUCGCAUCAACCAGUUGAUGACGCGAACGCAGGAUUUGGGAAAUAUUUAAGGUCACAGGAAGGAAUUGAAAUGAUGAAAUUGUUCGUGAUCGCCAAUACAAUUGUCGUCUUCAUGACAAUGGCCUGGCCACAAAUGCAGCAAUCUUACCAAAUUCUGCGUUCACUCGUGUUUAACGAUGCCGAAACCAAUGGAGAUAAUCUUUGAAUGUGAACACAGGAGUGUUUGACUGUGAUCGUGUAGUGUUAAUAUAUUUGAACGGACCACUUGAGCCAGAACAUCAUUGGACAUUAGACAAUGUUAUGUGAAAUCUAAACCAGACAGGAGAUAAAGUGAAAG